AUGGAUUCACAAGACUGGACCGAUUCCUUCACCCCCGGGUUUGACGACUUGGACACCUUCCUUCUAAUGGACGUACACAGAUGGACCUGCGGUCCUACUAACACAUUCGACGCUAGCAUGUUUUUUCAGUCAGAAUUCCAAGCAGACGACCCGAAGAUAGACUGCACGCCGGGGCAAAUUUCCCUAGCCGAAACUCUCGAAAUCGCAGAACUCAGGAAGGAACCUAGAGCGAUGCUUACUUUGUCCGACAUCUCCGCCAUUUCUUCACCGCCACAAGCCGGAGAGUCGGGCUGGACAUCGUCACUUCAGGCUUUCAUGCUCGGCCAUCAGGACGUCCAAGCGUUUUCUCAAGCAUCUCUCAGUCUCUCUACUACCUAUGUCAUUGCGAGCUUCGAGCCGGCAGAAAUGAAGCAAGAAGUUGGCGAUCUUGGGCCGAAGAACAAGAUAGGAACGGUAUGCGAGCAACACUCCUACGUGGAGAAGCCUAGCACAUUCGGAAGCAACAACGAAGUCAUUGCCCAGGAAACCCAAAUGACAACUUCUUCCCUUGAAGAUCAAGCCAUGGAUGGCGCGAAAGAUGACCCAGCUACAGAACCAUGCCAGCCAGCAACCCCCAAGUAUGUUCCUGAGCAAGCCGCAGGCCGAGGUCCUGAUUUAGGAAGCCCCACAUUUCCAACCCUCCGAGAACAACUAGUGGGUCGGGAGGCUGACAAACAUGGUGUCAACAUGGCCACUGACCAGCCGCGAGAGGCACAAGCAGAGCCCAAGGCCCCUGAGGAUGCCAACCAGCCAGUAGAAACACUUACCCGCUCUCUAAACCGUAGGGAGGCGGGGAGGCCAUCCGAGCCGCCCGUAAGCCGUGCGAAUAGUGGGCAGAUUGAGCAACCGCGUCCAUGUUUGAGCCUUGCAGACAUCGGGAAGGCCGACCUGGUACAGAAGCCACCUGCAACCCCUUCGGACGACGAGAAGGCUGAGCAGUCCCACAAGCUACCUGUGAGCCUCGCGGACGAUGAGGAGCUUGACCAGGCACAUGCACCAUCUGCGACCGAUGCAGGUGAUGGGAAGAAGCAUAGGAUGUCAGAAGCAUUGCGAGCGCUCAGUCAGGAGGAUGCGAAAGUGGUGACUUCCUCCACGCCUUUGGUGUCUUUAUCGACUGAGAAGCAACGUGCCGAGAGCACUGAUGCAAGCAAGAUGGCUCUCAAUGCCAGUCUCUUGGAACGAGUAAAUACUUCUGAUCCAAUUUCAACAGAGGUUGCACCAGAACCUGUCCCUCCCAAACGACCUGCGCCCUUGGGACCUAAAACUAUCAUUCGAGGUGGUAGUGUUAAUGAACCGAUCGUUAUCGAUGCGUCUGAUGACGAACAGGAAGAGGAGGAUUUAGGCGAUCUAGGGCACAGGAAACGCCUCUCAGCAUCACGCCGUGUUCGACCUAGAGCACAGCAAGCCGAUGGAGUUGUCUUGUGGACCGACCCAAAAAUUGAGGAAGAAUUCUUGAGCAAGACGAGAGCCAUCUGGUACCACAUCCAAUCGCAAUGGAUGGAAGUGCGAAAAUUGCCCGGCCUAGAAGGUAUGCUGAAGGUUGUCCAAUACAACAACUUCAUCAACGCAAUAGCUAGUAACUCAGUCGAAAACGGUAUGCUGGCCCACGACGAUGUCAUCAUGCUGCGCGAUCGCUACAAGCGAGUGGCAAAUCAGGCUCUGUCCAAGCUUUCGUCAAAGAGCGACCGCAACCUUGUGCGCAAUUUGAGGCGAUCUAUGAACCGAUUUCACGACGAAUCGCAGAUGGUGAAACUCAUUACGGAUCACCCUAUGAGAGACGAUGAGGAGGACGUCGACUACAGGCCUGUCAAACGUCGUAGAUCUUGA
Messenger RNA from Alternaria rosae, 1866 nucleotides. RefSeq lists its product as uncharacterized. NCBI's taxonomy places the organism in Eukaryota, Fungi, Ascomycota, Dothideomycetes, Pleosporales, Pleosporaceae. The coding region runs from base 1 to 1866 and encodes 621 amino acids. The record is from RefSeq and is a predicted model, not a curated record. The transcript has 2 exons.